UCUCGCCAACGCUCCGAGUCGCUGAGCGGCUGGCAGGGCGCGGGGGGACCCGUGGGGGAGCCGAAGCCUCCGGGACCCCCGAGCCCGCCGCCGGGGGCGGUCAGGGACAUCCUCCCGAGCUUCUGGGCCAGGGGAGGAGGGCGGGGAUGUGGCUUCUGCUCCCUGUCCAGCAGGCAUUUAAAAAGUUGUUGGGAAAUGAAUCACGGGGUCCUGGGAGCUCUGUUAACCCCUUCCCUCCCCGUUCCCCAAAGGCCCUAAGGAGAGCCAGAGGGGUCCCCCCAUAUCCUCCCGCACGGUCUCCCGUGCCCAACUCCACUGCGGAAUUCUCCAUUGAGUAACCUUUGAGACCGCGUGGCUGGCACCCCAGGGGGCACACCCCGGGCUCCCGGAUUAUGUGGCUCCAUCCGAGUUUCGCAGGGGGGCGCGGGACCGGCUCGCUGCAUUCCGGCAGCCGAGGCUCCGCCACCCGCCCAGGGCCGUCCCCACCACUAGCCGCGGCCGCGGGAGAAACGCCGCCGGCCGGCGUCUCUCGGGGACCCCGCCGCCACGUCCGCGUGCCCCAUCUGUGAGGUCUGGGGGGCCGGCGGGGCCCCGACGCUGGGCAUGCUGCCCCCGCCCGCGCCGCGCGGCUCGUUCCUCUAGAGCGCUGCCGGGGCCGGGCGGCGCGGGGCCGGGUGGGGGCCGGGCGCGCGCGGGCCGCGGGGCUCAGCUGUGCUGCUGUUCUCUCCGCAGGGACGGCGGCUCCCGGCUGGCGGCGGCGCGCCCCCGGGCUGUGAAUGCGACUCGCCCCUCGGCCGCGCUCCCCGCCCGCCCGCCCGCCGGGACGUGGUAGGGGAUGCCCAGCUCCACUGCGAUGGCAGUUGGCGCGCUGUCCAGUUCCCUCCUGGUCACCUGCUGCCUGAUGGUGGCUCUGUGCAGUCCGAGCAUCCCGCUGGAGAAGCUGGCCCAGGCGCCGGAGCAGCCGGGCCAGGAGAAGCGCGAGCACGCGUCUCGGGACGGCCCGGGGCGGGUGAGCGAGCUCGGGCGCCCCGCGAGGGACGAGGGCGGCGGCGGCCGGGACUGGAAGAGCAAGGGCGGCCGCGGGCUCGCCGGCCGGGAGGCGUGGAGCAAGCAGAAGCAGGCCUGGGCCGCCCAGGGCGGGGGCGCCAAGGCCGGGGACCUGCAGGGCCGGGCCCGCGGGGACACCCCGCAGGGGGAGCCCCCGGCCGCCGCCGCCGCCGCCGCCGCUGCCGCCGCCGCCCAGGACGCGGCCGGCCCGGACCUGGCGCCCACGCCGGAACCGCCGGAGGAGUACGCGUACCCGGACUACCGCGGAAAGGGCUGCGUGGACGAGAGCGGCUUCGUGUACGCCAUCGGGGAGAAGUUCGCGCCGGGCCCCUCGGCCUGCCCGUGCCUGUGCACCGAGGAGGGGCCGCUGUGCGCGCAGCCCGAGUGCCCGCGGCUGCACCCGCGCUGCAUCCACGUCGACACGAGCCAGUGCUGUCCGCAGUGCAAGGAGAGGAAGAACUACUGCGAGUUCCGGGGCAAGACCUACCAGACUCUGGAGGAGUUCGUGGUGUCUCCGUGUGAGCGGUGCCGCUGCGAAGCCAACGGAGAGGUGCUGUGCACAGUGUCCGCGUGUCCACAGACGGAGUGUGUGGACCCCGUGUACGAGCCUGACCAGUGCUGCCCCAUCUGCAAAAAUGGUCACCUCUGCGAGAAAGGCUACGGUGCGUGGGUGGCCACGGAAAGGCUGACAGAGUUGCUUCUGACUGUUGGAACAGUUCCUCAAAAGCGUCCAGAGUCCGUGGUGCCGAAUUCAGGUCCAAACUGCUUUGCAGAAACUGCUGUCAUCCCAGCUGGAAGAGAAGUGAAGACGGACGAGUGUACCAUAUGUCACUGUACUUACGAGGAAGGGACGUGGAGAAUUGAAAGACAGGCCAUGUGCACGAGGCACGAAUGCCGGCAGGUGUAGACACGGGGCCGUAUAAAAACAGACGUUUUUCUAGAAUAUUUUACUGACGUGAACACUCUAGAUGACUCUGGGGAAUGUCAUCCAAAAGGAGAAGACUUUUGAUGAGGAGUGUGCAAAGUUGUGCGUACCUUUUGCGCUUCUCGGUAACCGUUUCCUGCAGGAGAAGGAAAUGGGUCUAUUUCAAAACGUCCACAAGAACUUUGGGCACAAAACCCCCUCUCUAAAUAAAUGUGCUAUUUUCACAGUAAGUACACCGAAGUACACUAUUAUAUAUUAAAUGUAUUUCUAUAAUCCCUCUAUUAGAGAGCUUAUAUAAAUGUUUUCUAUAGAUACAGAUUAAAAAUGCUGUGUUGUCAACCGCC
Felis catus (domestic cat) is the source of this 2316-nucleotide messenger RNA. RefSeq names its product von Willebrand factor C domain containing 2 (gene VWC2). Gene Ontology annotation, cellular component: AMPA glutamate receptor complex. NCBI's taxonomy places the organism in Eukaryota, Metazoa, Chordata, Mammalia, Carnivora, Felidae. The record is from RefSeq and is a predicted model, not a curated record. Gene Ontology annotation, molecular function: protein binding. Gene Ontology annotation, biological process: negative regulation of BMP signaling pathway. The transcript is spliced from 4 exons. The coding region runs from base 836 to 1954 and encodes 372 amino acids.